Molecule: messenger RNA, 3982 nt
Organism: Lytechinus pictus (painted urchin)
Lineage: Eukaryota; Metazoa; Echinodermata; Echinoidea; Temnopleuroida; Toxopneustidae
Product: monocarboxylate transporter 2-like
Exons: 4
Coding region: 1-1335 (444 amino acids)
Biological process (GO): transmembrane transport
Cellular component (GO): membrane
Molecular function (GO): monocarboxylic acid transmembrane transporter activity
Source: RefSeq, a predicted model, not a curated record
AUGACAGGACUGUUGAAGUCGUUCAGCAUCUUCAUACCACAUCUAGUUGAGCUGAUGGGAACGAGCUAUGCUGUCAUUGGGCUGGUGUGUAGUGUAGCCGAUUCACUGGGGUGCCUGGCGGCGCCACUGGGGGCCUUCAUCUUGAAGCGAGUGACUGCUCGAAAGUUGGGUGUCUUCGGUGCCCUUCUCUGCAGUAGUGGGACGAUAGGAGCUGCCUUCUGUACUCGAGUCCUUCCUCUUGGUGUGUGCAUGGCCACUUUAGGUUUAGGAAACGUAUUCUUGGUGAUAACCAUAACGACCAAUCUCCAUCAACACUUCCUUGCCAAGUUUGAUGUCAUCAACACCAUUUCCCUGAUCGGAUCACCCACUGGUGCCUUCAUCACCCCGGUGAUCACCGAGAACCUCCUGGAGAUCUACGGGUUGGCCGGUACUAUACUGAUUCUCGGAGGAUUAAGUCUUAACCUGGUCGUAUGUGCCCUCGUUCUCCGGCCACCAAGGAGAAAAAAGAGGUGGAAGAAGGGAGAAAAUGACAUAGAAUACAUGCGCGUCCAGAAACGUUACAACGACGCUAAUAAAAGGGAAGCCGUUGAAGAUGGCGUGAACAGCGUCCACGACAUGUCUUCCAAAAGCAACACUGACGAUAUAAAAACCAAACAAAGGACUACAUCCUGGAUCGACUACAUCUUCGACAUCACAAACCUAUCUGUCCUGCGAAGGACCCCGAGUUUCGUGCUCCUCCUGUUGCCAAACCUGUUGAUGAUGGUCGUGUGGAUGGGUUGGACCUUGUUCCUUGUGCCUCACGCCGAAUCACUGGGCAUUAGCCAGUCCAGGGCUGCCUAUCUUGCCAUGCUCGGUGGGAUCGGCGGCAUCACUGGCCUUGUCUGUACAUCCAUCUUCCUCGUCUUCUAUCCCCAAGUCGGUCUGAAGCUACCCGCUGCUACCUCCCUGAUCGGCGCUUUUGUUUUCUUCCUGGACCUUGCAAGCAGCCACUAUGUCUUUCAGGCUAUUCAUGCAUUUCUGAUCGGUGUCUUGAUCUACCACACCAGCGUCUACAUCUCAGUCGGGGUCAAGUAUGCCUUGCCGAAUGAGGACUUCACCAUGGGAUUUGGUUUAGCAUUAUUCUUCUAUGCUAUUGGGACCAUCACGGGAGGGAUGGGUUCAGGUCUCAUUUACGACCUGACGCAGGAUUACAAGUUGGUCUUCGUUGCAUUUGGUUUAGCUGAGGUUCUCAUCUCACUAUGCUAUAUCGGGUUUGUCGUUGUUCAGAGCUGUCAGCGAAAGAAGAAGGAGGAUUUGACCCUAAAUGGAUCCAAGCAUUUGGAAUAUAAACUCUAACGAGAAUUCAUAGAUGAUUUGAAAUUUCCUAAAACGCAUUAUAUCAGAAAUAUAAUAUUUUUUUAAAUCAGCAUUACAUUAACUGUUAUUACUAUUCAGAAAAUAACUGCUACAUGAGCGGAUACAAGAUUGAUCUGGGGGGGGGGGAGCAUUUUUGCAACAAUAAAAAUGGCAAUGAAGACAACGGAAAGAAAAGGGAUUGGGGAAGGGAAGGGGAGCGAGACCUAUUUGGCCCCCUCUAGGAUCACGCUUGAAACUCUCCAGAGCGCAGUUCUAUGUUGUUUUUUGUUUUGUAUCCCUUUGUUUUUUCUAGUCGAAGUAAACAUUAGCUUGUGGUUAUUACACUAUUACAAAUAAUUGAAACAACGCUGUUGACUAUGUGAAUCGCACAGUAGUUGUUAAAACAAGUGUUUAAAAUCUUAAACAACCAUGCUUAAAUUAUUGAUAAUCAGAUAUUUGAAUUUACACUUUGUUGUUUAAGAUUUUUAAAAACUUGUUUAAAAUGUUUAAACAACUACUGUGCGAUUCACAUAGUAAACAGCGUUGUUUAAGUUAAUUUUAACAGUGUCAUUUUCUUGUCAUUUUCAUCAUCAUUAUCAUCAUCAUUACCAUUAUCAUAUUCAUCAUCAUCAUCUUCUUCUUCAUCGCAUAAUCAUCAUCUUCAUCUCGUCAUCAUCAUCAUCAUCAUCAUCAUCAUCUGAUCAUUAUAUAUCGCAUGUGCUGGCACAUAUUGUACAAAGGAGAACCGAUAUUUUAGUUCAUCAGACUUUUUGAAAGAUCAUUAUUAUUCUUUGUAUCUAAUCUCAGGAAGCCAUUUGAAUUUUGCCUAUGUUGGUCGAUUUUGGUAAUUGUGUGUAAAAGUUAUUACAUUACAGACUUUUACUGGUUAUUAUACAGGGUAUAUACAGUAGAUAAUGAAGCAUAUACGUUUUGAUGAAAAAAUUACCAAGACAUUUCAAAUCUGUUUAUUACCAAGAUAUGGAUUAACUAAUGAUGAGUCAUGCGUUUCUCCAUAGAUGUUCAAAUCAUGUAUAGUUUUAAUAAUGCACGUUUCCAUUAUAAGAUACUAAGCUAUUCAAAUUGACACUCGAUUUCAAAUCGUUAUUCUGUACAUUGUUCUCUCAAAGAAAGAUUCUUUAUUUAUCUCGUCUUGAUUGCAUCAAACAUGUCAAAUCGGGCAACCUAAGCUGUCGAAUCGAAAAUCUUUUUAAAAUCUAGUUUCCAUAUUGAUGAAGUAAUAGUCACUCAGCAUGCUCGUUGUAUCUAAAUAAUCUAGUUACGUUCGGAAGCAAGUGUUGCCCCCUCCCUCCCCCCUAAAAAUAAAAAAUUAAUUAAUAAUAAUAAGGUAUGAUAAUAAUGACCAACGCACAUGCCGCAUUUCAAAUCCCAUGGUGUUUCAGGAAGCUAAUUGUGAAAUAAUGAAUAACUUUUAUUAUGUACCACUCGAAAAUAGCAAGCCAGGAAUCUUAUUUCCGACUUCGCGAGCUUGACCUGAUAGAAAUAUUUUCGUAUUGACCAUCUUUCUUUGCAAAAGAAAUUUAUAUAGAAAUAUACAUGCAGUAAAUCUGGAUGUAUUUAUGCAAUGUUUUAAUGUAUUGAUUAUAAUACGGGUCCUGAUGGAAACCAACAAAAUUUGACUCGGGCUAACCUUUUAAAAAAAUAUGAGCGAUAAAUGAAAUAAUCUAAUAAUAUUCAAUAAAUUACAAUUAUAUUAUGUUGAUAGGCACCGUACUUCAGCUGCAGGGACGAGAUAUUUUCUUCUGCUCUCACUCUUUUUACUUACAUUUUUAAUAAAACAGGAAUCAGAAGAAAAAGUAGCUAUACAGUGCGUCCCAGAAAAAACGAAACCGAGAUUAAGCGAUGAUUUAUCAUAACUUAAACACAAAUAAAAUAGACAAAUGACCUAUCAAUGUAAAGCUUAGAAUCUCCUCUUUCAUCUGAUAUUACUUAGAGUAUUCCUCAUUCACGCAUGAGUGAGCAAAAACAAUUUGAACAAAGGAUACCAAAAACUCAUUUGGCGGGGGGUAUCUGAAUUUCAAAAAGAAAAUCACAUGCCUAAAAAGUUCAAUAUCUGCUCUUUUAUUUGAUACCUUAAUCACAAAAAAUGGUCAAGAAGUAAAAAAGUUAUGUUACCUCGAAACAAUGCUUGUAUUUCCAUAAUUUCAUUACAUAAACGUGUUUUCACCGGUUUCCCACAGAAGCUAUCGCAUGGUUAACAAAAGACGUAACGCAUGGCUGAUCGUCAACAAAACCGAGUGUCAAGUGAGUUUGAACGCUUGCCUGUGGAACCUCUUCAUUUCAUGAAAUUAUUGAAAUUCAAGCCUUUUUUCAAAUAGCCAGAACUUUGUAAUUUCUCGACCAUUUUCUGUAAUUGAGGUAUCAAAUUAAAGAGCAGAUAUUGAACUUUUUGACAAUGUGGUUUUCUUUUUGAAACCCAGAUACAGCCCGCCAAAUGACUUUUCGGUAACCCCUCUUCAAAUUGUUUUUGCUCACUCAUGCGUGAAUGAGAAAUAAUCAAAGUAAUUUCAGAUGAAAGGGGAGAUUCUAAGCUUUACAAUGGUAGGUCAUUUGUCUAUUGUAUUUGUGAUUAAGUUAUGAUAAAUCAUCGCUUAAUCUCGGUUUCGUUUUUUCUGGGACGCACUCGUUU